AUGGGUGAGAUUACUAGGACCGACGAAAUGGAAUGGAUGCCUUACUGUAUCGCAAUUUUGUGCAAUCUCGCUCGGCGGUCAAAGUCGGUAUGCAACAGGAUAAAGAAAUCGACAUCGUACAAGGCAUUUUCUCGUCGUGUCAUCAAAUUGUUGUCACAUGAUUCACGUAUCGUAGUUGUUUCUUCGUUGGUUCUGGUGGGAUACCUUGAAGAGAAAGUUCGAGAUAUGGUAUGUUUGUAA
This is a messenger RNA of Cooperia oncophora, 240 nucleotides long. NCBI's taxonomy places the organism in Eukaryota, Metazoa, Nematoda, Chromadorea, Rhabditida, Trichostrongylidae. The record is from the annotation of a GenBank genome assembly.